Kluyveromyces marxianus DMKU3-1042 is the source of this 1362-nucleotide messenger RNA. Its product is annotated as agmatinase. The record is from RefSeq and is a predicted model, not a curated record. NCBI's taxonomy places the organism in Eukaryota, Fungi, Ascomycota, Saccharomycetes, Saccharomycetales, Saccharomycetaceae. The coding region runs from base 1 to 1362 and encodes 453 amino acids. Gene Ontology annotation, molecular function: agmatinase activity; metal ion binding. The transcript has a single exon.
AUGAAAAAAAUUAUCCUUUUUCUUGUUCCAGCCUUCCAUGCUCUAAGCACUAAUGCUCAUCUAGUCAAGUUUAACGAGCAAGAGUUGCCAUUUCAAGUGCAGGAUGAGGAUUUGACUGCCCAUUCUAAUGGACAAAAACAAAAGUCAUUGCUAUACCAGUUGUACGGAGAAUUACUAUAUCCACGGAAUAAAAAUGACAUUGAUGCCGCUGUCAAUUCACCCAGAGAAACCAAGAACCAAAGGGUAUUGAUUAAUAUUGAUCCUGAAGAAACUGAUGAAGAGUUUAAAUCGAUGUGCUCCUUUUAUAACGAAUAUGACCCCGAUUAUCCAGACGAUGAUUUUGAAGAUGAUCUUGUACUAUUUUCUGGUAUUGUUUCUUUUGCACAUGUACCAAUCGCUCAAUGCUUCAAGAACUCCUCACUAGCUAUGGACAUUGCAAUUGUCGGUGCACCGUUCGACACUUCUGUAUCCUAUAGGCCGGGUGCUAGAUUUGGACCAAAUGGAAUAAGACAGGGUUCAAGACGAUUAGGAAAUGGGAUAUCACCAGUAAGAGGGUUCCCUGGUUCGAGGUUGCGGAAAUUGGAUCCAUACCAUUCUGGAUACUCCAUCGUGGACUGUGGUGACAUUCCGAUGACUCCAUUUGAUAACAAGGUGGCCUUAAAUCAAUUAUAUAGAGGUCAAAGAGCUUUACACAAUCACAAAUCUCUACAUCAUCCAGAAAACCCUCCUCGGAUUAUCACACUUGGCGGAGACCAUACUAUUACACUAAUGGCUUUGAGAUCAGCUUAUGAAAAGUAUGGAAAAUUAUCAGUGAUUCAUUUUGAUUCUCAUCUUGACACAUGGGAUCCAAAAGUCAUUGGAGGGAAUAUCUCUAAAAGAGCAGGUUUGAAUCAUGGUACUUUCCUUCACUUCGCGCAUGAAAACGGUUAUCUAAGCGAUGAUAGUAAUGUUCAUGUUGGUAUUAGGGCCCCUUAUGUGGCGCCAGGAUUUUAUGACGAGCAGCAUGAUUAUGAAUGUGGGUUUGACAAAAUAGUGGCAAGGGACCUUGAUAUCAUAAGCAUUCCAGAAGUUGUGUCAAAUAUAAAAACACGUGUUGGGGAUGGACCUGUCUAUAUAAGUGUCGACAUUGAUGUUGUCGAUUUGGCAUCAGCUCCAGGGACAGGAACUCCAGAAACAGGUGGCUUAACUUCUAGAGAACUUCUUACAAUACUAGAUGGCUUAGAAGGACUCAAUGUUGUUGGUGCGGACAUUGUUGAAGUUCUACCAGCAUUUGAUACCAAUGGGGAUAUCACAACUCUCAUUGCUGCCCAAGUUGUGGAUUCGAUUUUAGGGCUAAUGACUGUUGAUUCCGUGCAAGAAUAA